CCGGUGCCGGGUUUUGGCCGGUCCCGUCCGGGGAAGUUGCCGAAGUUGGGCAGCAGUGCUGGGUCGCGGCGCGUCCUUCCUGCGGCCCGGCCGGUGCAUGAUGGAAGCAGCAUGGCCGCCCACCUCUCCCUGACACAGCUAUCAAGUGCAAAUCCUGUGUAUGAGAAGUUCUAUCGACAGGUUGAUUCUGCUAAUACUGGAAGAGUGUUAGCUUCUGAUGCAGCUGUCUUCUUGAAGAAAUCUGGAUUGACAGACUUGGUGCUUGGAAAGAUUUGGGACUUAGCUGAUACUGAUAGCAAAGGAAUCUUGAACAAACAGGAGUUUUUUGUAGCUUUACGACUUGUAGCAUGUGCACAGAAUGGAUUGGAGGUUUCCCUGAGUAGCCUCAAUUUGCCCGUUCCUCCACCAAGAUUUACUGAUACUAGUAGUCCUUUGCUGCUCAGUGGAACAGCAUCGAGUGAUAUACCAUGGGCUGUUAAGUUGGAAGACAAAGCCAAGUAUGAUGCUAUUUUUGACAGCCUAAAUCCUGUUAAUGGACUGUUGUCGGGAGAUAAAGUGAAACCUGUACUCCUGAACUCAAAAUUGCCAGUGGAUAUCUUAGGACGAGUGUGGGAAUUGAGUGAUAUCGACCGAGAUGGAAUGUUGGAUCGCGAUGAAUUUGCAGUGGCCAUGUUCUUGGUGUACUGCGCGUUGGAGAAGGAACCAGUGCCAAUGUCCUUGCCUGCAGCUUUGGUGCCACUAUCCAAGAGAAAACCUAUUAGUGUUCCAGGAGCAAUGCCGUUAAUUCCUUCUUCAGCAUCUUGCAAAGAUUCUCAUCAGUCCCUGCCACCUGUAGGCAUUUUAGCUGCCAAAACUCCAUUAACACAGUGGGUUGUAUCGCCUGCAGACAAAAUUAAGUAUGAUGAGAUCUUUGUGAAAACUGACAAGGACAUGGAUGGAUUUGUGUCAGGUGUGGAAGCCAGAGAACUAUUCCUGAAGACGGGACUGCCUUCUGCUCUGCUUGCACAUAUCUGGGCACUCUGUGAUACAAAGGACUGUGGGAAGCUUUCCAAGGAACAGUUUGCUUUGGCUUUCUACUUAAUUAAUCAGAAAUUAACAAAGGGCAUUGAUCCACCUCAAGCUCUGACUCCAGAGAUGAUUCCACCUUCAGACAGGAGUGUCACAUUACAGAAGAGUGCUCCAGGACUGAAUUCCGUAGCAGAUUUUUCUGCAAUUAAAGAGCUUGAUACAUUGAACAAUGAAAUAGUAGACCUGCAGAGGGAAAAGAAUAAUGUAGAGCAAGACCUGAAGGAGAAAGAAGAUACCAUCAAACAGAGGACGAGUGAGGUUCAGGAUCUACAAGAUGAAGUAAAACGGGAGAGCAGUAAUCUGCAAAAGCUGCAAGCUCAGAAACAGGAAGCACAGGAAAUACUCAAUGAUCUUGAUGAGCAGAAGGCCAAGUUGGAAGAGCAACUCAAUGAUAUCAGGCAGAAAUGUGCAGAGGAGGCCCACUUGAUUGCCAUGCUGAAAGCUGAAAUAACAAGCCAGGAGACAAAGAUAUCAGCAUAUGAAGAUGAACUGACCAAAGCUCAAGAGGAGCUGAGUCGUCUGCAGCAAGAAACUGCAGAGCUUGAGCAUUGCAUAGAGUCUGGGAAAGCACAGCUGGGACCUCUUCAGCAACAUCUGCAAGAUUCACAACAGGAAAUCAAUUCGGUGCAGACAAAACUUCUUGAGCUGAAAGAACUGGAAAGUAACCAAUUUAGUUGGCACUCUCAGCCACAGAAUGUACUUGUUAAUGGAACUGCGGAUCAUUCUAGUCUCAGCAACAGCAGCAGCGAAACUGCUAACCUUAAUGAGAAUGCUGAAAGGGAAAGCAUAGCUGAAGAUGAACAAAUAAACAACGUAUCCCCACCAAGAAAUAGUCCUGAAACAACAACUGCUGCUGCAGAAGAAGACAAAGAGACUCCAGCUGGAACUGUUACAAGAAAAGAGGAUCCAUUUGAUGCUGAAUCUCACCCAUUGCCUGAUAUAGUUUCUGAAGCAAGCUUAGAGUUCUUCCAGUCCGACCCUUUUGUUGGCAGUGAUCCCUUCAAAGAUGACCCUUUUGGGAAAAUUGAUCCCUUUGGUGGUGAUCCCUUCAAAGGCUCAGAUCCUUUUGCAGCUGACUGUUUUUUCAAACAGUCCUCCACUGAUCCUUUUGUGACUGCAGGCACUGAUCCAUUUAGUGCAGCAAGCAACAGUAAUAAUACCACAACAGAGAUGCCAAAGAAAAAUGAUCCUUUUGCUCCUGGUGGAACAACUGUUAGUACAUCAGAUGAUCAAGCUACAGACCCCUUUGCCUCUCUGUUUGGAAAUGAAUCCUUUGGAAGUGGCUUUGCUGACUUCAGCACACUGUCAAAGGCCAACAAUGAGGAUCCCUUCAGCUCUUCCACAUCAGGCUCUGUCAAAAACGUGGUCAUAACUAAAAACUCAUUUGAAGAACCACCAGCCAAAAACGAGGACAUCCCUCCUGCAUUGCCCCCUAAAACUGGAACUCCCACAAGGCCUUGUCCACCACCCCCUGGGAAAAGACCUAUCAAUCAAAUAGACUCUUCAGAUUCCUUUAAACCGAGCGAUCCAUUUCAGCCUUUUCCCACCCCAGAAAUUCCCAAAGAACAAGAAGCAGAUCUAUUCUGUGAUCCAUUUGCUCCCACCAGCAUCAGUAAAGAGGCUGACCCCAACAAUUUUGCAAACUUCAGUACUAAUCCAUUUCAUAGAAGUCGUGGUGUCCAAGCAGUAGAAGCAAAUCUAAAGUAUUCUACUGAGGAAGACAUGAUUGAAUGGGCUAAGAGAGAAAGUGAGAGAGAAGAGAAAGAAAGAUUGGCAAGACUAAAACAGCAAGAGCAAGAAGACUUGGAACUGGCUAUUGCACUCAGUAAAUCAGAAAUAUCAGAAGCAUGAAGUUUAGAAUAAGAUGUUGUCAUAUGUCACCUGUUUUGUCCCUUUUCCUGAAUACCUAACCUAUUUAAAUGUUAAUCAGAAGAUUACAUAUAUACAGGAAAAAUAAGAAAGGUUUUAAGCUAUUGAAAGUGGUGUGUUCCUGCUAAAUUCAAUCCUUUUGGUUAAUUUUAUUGUUUGAAUAACUUAAUUCUAGCAUUCAGUUUCUCUCCAGUUUUCAGGAAAAUAAGGACCUUUUCCCAGAUGUAAGCAAAUCUAUGGAAAAUACAGAAAAUGAGACGUUAGUUUGACUGUAAUCUGUCAGCAGUUGGUAAUUGAGCAUAAAGUGAACAUAGCAAUUAUUCUGCCGUGGCUGAUUGUCUCCCAUCAAGCAGUCAGUCAUUUGAAACCCCUUAUCCUUCUAGAAAGAUUUUAGUAAUGCCAGAGUUGUGGAGUGCUUUAUUUUAUAUGUAUACAUUUAUUUUUUUUCUCUUCAUUGAAGAUUCUGUUUGGACUUGAAAUAACAAUCUUCAUGGAGUCUAAAUCUAAGAGAGUGUGUCUUACAGAAACCUUUAAUGCCUUUCCUGCAUGGUCAUAGGUUUUAAGACCAGUUACUUUGUUUUAUAAAGCAAUUAAAUGGAAGAUACGUGUGCAUUUGCUGUUGGCCAAGAUGACUGUCAAAUAACAAGGCCCUGCUGCUGUUCGAGCCAGUUUUGCCUGUGAAAUAUGCAGAUAAGUAAUUGGCAAGAUUACUUGCCCAUUAGCUGGCAAGGUAGUAAGUUGAAAACAAAAUGAGUUUGAGAAUAGAAAGAAAACACGUCUGAUUUUUUUUUUAUUUUUAUUUUUUAAAGGUUGCUUUUUUCCUGUAUGUGUAAUUUAUUUGAAUGCCAACAGAUAGUUGCACCUUAAACUGAAUUUCUUUAUGGUCACUGAGUGGGACUGAUAUGAUUUUAAAUCAAAUAACUUAAUGAAAGUAACUUAUUUGUUCACUUUGAAAGAACUCCAUUCUGCAGAAUCGGUUUAAUUAAACUAAUUCCAAGGAUAAUCUUUUGCCCUAUCUAAGAAAAAUAGAUGGCAGCAGUGUAAGCAUCAAGAGAUUCUUAUUUCUUUCUUGCACUUUUAACUUGUGGUGUUUCUGUUGAGGAAAUGGAAAAGUUUCAACGCACAGCGCUGGGAGGAGGAGUCGAACUCAGCCAUGCUUCAAUACACUCAGCCUCUUCCUAUUAGCUGCCAAUGCUGCUGUUGAAACACUUUGAGAGUUUUCAGUUUUUCAGGAAAAUGAGUAACCAGACUGGGAUGUUUUUUUUCUUUUGCACUGGGAAAUGAGCAUUGAAACACCUGCUCGGGAAAGAUCACUUCAAUUUUUGCAAGGAUUACAUAGUUAAAACUUAUCUAUACAUCUUUGUAAUGAGUGUACACUAAUCUUGCAAAUCAUACUUAACUGGAUUACAUAGUUUCUUAUCUUUUGUUUAAAAAAAAAGUAUACUCAGUGGACCAACACGAUAUUAUUAUGUAUAUAUUAUAUAUAUAUUCUUGCUUUCCUUUAUGGAAUUUAAAAGUUUUGAGUCAUUUGAUGUUACAUUUCAUGUUACUGACUCUGACUAUAGUACUUUUACUCAGACUACCAACAAACCACUGCUGUGAGCUGAAUGGCAUUACUUACCACGUUUUAACCUUUUUUUAAAGAAACUCGUCCAGGUGGGAUUAGCCUCUAUUUAUAGACUUCCCUUUUGUUUAAAAAUUCUAACAGCAGCCUGUAAUUAUGAGGAAAUAAAAUUUAAGUACAUAAGCGUGAGCUGUUUGCCUGUUUUUUUUCAGAAGGGAGCUGUGAAGUAACAUGCAAAUGUAAUGUGAAUGUCAGAAGGUGGCUCUGUACUCUGAUGGGAGGUGGUUAAUGGUCUAAGAAACAAGCUGCUUGGCUGUUGGGGUUUGUUGAGUGCGUAUUAAUCCCAUUUGGCACUUGCUUUGUUAGGAGUCGUGGCAGUUUUGAUGAGAACUCCUGCUAUAUCUGCCUCAGGAUUUUCGCCUGCACAUGGUUUGUAGUGCUCAAAUGUUACGUCCUUAAUGUUCCUUUGUGAAGGUACGUCGUGUGCUCUCAACAUAAAGCACCAUAUUUAUUUUUCUGGCUAUCAUUUUAGUGAUCUAUCAGUUGGAUUAGGCAAUGUGAUAUUUUCAUUCAUUUCAUCAGAUUCCUACACAUCCUUGAGGUCAUUUGCAACCAUCUAUGGGCUGUUUAUUUCUUUUCAAGUCCUCUACCAAGUUUUCCUCUUGGAUGUACUUUUGCUUCCAACUGUGCUGCUUUCAGCCUUGUCUUCCCUCCACAUUUUGAGCUGUUCAUAUGAUUCUGUCACAAGAUUGAAAGUAGUUGCUGUUCAGCUCGAAUUAUUUGAUAUUUUUUUCUAUCUUUGUGUAAUUUACUGUUUAUGAGGUUCUGUAAAAGUUCGUUGAAUUCCCAGCAAACCAUUGCACUUCUUAUUUAAGAGUUUAUCUGAUGUUUAGCAGACAGAUUGGCCACUUGACAGCUACAUUUGCAAUGCAAGGUAACUUGAUAAGAAAAUUGUAUGGGUAGCACCUACUGGGGAUUAAUGUUAAAGAUCAGUUAUCACUGCCAAGUACUGACAACGAAUAAAAUGGCAAUAAAGGUGCUUAAUAAAGGACCUGA
Coturnix japonica (Japanese quail) is the source of this 5557-nucleotide messenger RNA. RefSeq names its product epidermal growth factor receptor pathway substrate 15 (gene EPS15). Gene Ontology annotation, cellular component: plasma membrane; clathrin coat of coated pit; cytoplasm. The record is from RefSeq and is a predicted model, not a curated record. Gene Ontology annotation, biological process: endocytosis; endosomal transport. Gene Ontology annotation, molecular function: cadherin binding; calcium ion binding. Lineage: Eukaryota; Metazoa; Chordata; Aves; Galliformes; Phasianidae.